Molecule: messenger RNA, 2527 nt
Organism: Ochotona curzoniae (black-lipped pika)
Lineage: Eukaryota; Metazoa; Chordata; Mammalia; Lagomorpha; Ochotonidae
Gene: DDX50
Product: DExD-box helicase 50
Exons: 15
Coding region: 114-2318 (734 amino acids)
Molecular function (GO): RNA helicase activity; RNA binding; ATP binding
Source: RefSeq, a predicted model, not a curated record
GGCCCUGGCCAGGCCGGUCGCCCUGCCUCCGUUUCCUUUCACGCCGUGGCUGCCCGGAGGGUUGCUUGUGUGGCCGCCGUGCCCGGAGGCUGGCGGAGGCGCGGCGGCCAGUAAUGCCUGGGAAACUCCUCUGGGGGGACAUUAUGGAGCUGGAAGCACCUUUGGAGGAGCCCGAGAGCCAGAGGAAGGAGAGGCAAAAGAGUAACAGAAGGAAGUCAAGGCACCAUUAUGACUCAGAUGACAAAUCAGAAACAAGGGAAAACGGUGUUGCAGAUGACUUAGAUGGUCCCAAAUCCAAAAAAGCUAAAACGAGAGAGAAGCUAAAUGGAGACACUGAAGAAAGAUUUGACAGACUUUCAGAUGAAUUCUCUACAUCUCGGAGGUCAAGGAGGAAACAUCUGCCAAAUGGAAGUAUUGAGUAUGAAAACAGAUCAAAACGUGUAUCUUCCUUGGACAGUUCUCACAAAUCGAGUGAUAAUAAACAAGAGGAGACCCUAACGCGUGAACAGAAAGAAGGAGCCUUCUCUAAUUUCUCAAUCUCUGAAGAGACUAUAAAGCUUCUGAAAGGUCGAGGGGUAACAUACUUAUUUCCUAUUCAAGUUAAGACCUUUGGCCCUGUGUAUGAAGGAAAGGAUCUGAUUGCUCAAGCACGGACAGGAACAGGGAAGACAUUCUCUUUUGCCAUCCCCUUGAUUGAAAGGCUCCAAAGAAAUCAAGAAACAGUUAAAAAAAGCCGCUCACCAAAGGUACUUGUUUUGGCUCCAACAAGGGAACUGGCCAACCAAGUAGCCAAAGACUUCAAAGAUAUAACUAGGAAACUCAGUGUGGCCUGUUUUUAUGGUGGAACAUCAUAUCAAAGUCAGAUUAAUCAUAUUCGAAAUGGUAUUGACAUCUUGGUUGGGACACCUGGUCGAAUCAAAGACCAUCUGCAGAGCGGCCGGUUGGAUCUCUCUAAGCUACGCCAUGUUGUGCUUGAUGAAGUGGAUCAAAUGUUAGAUUUAGGUUUUGCUGAACAAGUUGAAGAUAUUAUCCAUGAGUCCUACAAAACUGAUUCUGAAGACAAUCCUCAGACUUUACUUUUUUCUGCAACUUGCCCACAGUGGGUGUACAAAGUUGCAAAAAAAUACAUGAAAUCCAGAUAUGAGCAGGUUGACCUUGUUGGAAAAAUGACUCAAAAGGCUGCAACUACGGUGGAACAUUUGGCCAUCCAAUGCCAUUGGUCUCAGAGGCCGGCAGUAAUUGGGGAUGUCCUUCAAGUGUACAGUGGGUCUGAAGGGAGAGCUAUUAUUUUUUGUGAGACCAAAAAGAACGUAACUGAAAUGGCCAUGAAUCCGCACAUUAAACAGAAUGCCCAGUGUUUACAUGGGGACAUUGCACAGUCACAGAGAGAGAUCACUCUAAAAGGCUUCAGAGAAGGUAGUUUUAAAGUUCUGGUGGCAACUAAUGUUGCUGCCCGUGGUCUGGACAUUCCUGAGGUUGACCUGGUAAUUCAGAGUUCUCCUCCACAGGAUGUUGAAUCCUAUAUCCAUCGCUCUGGACGUACAGGAAGAGCUGGCCGGACAGGAAUUUGUAUAUGUUUUUAUCAACCUAGAGAAAGAAGUCAGCUAAGAUAUGUGGAACAAAAAGCAGGAAUUACUUUUAAACGUGUAGGUGUUCCUUCUACAAUGGAUUUAGUUAAGUCUAAAAGCAUGGAUGCCAUCAGGUCUCUGGCUUCCGUUUCUUAUGCUGCUGUUGAUUUUUUCCGACCAUCAGCUCAGAGACUGAUAGAAGAGAAAGGGGCAGUGGAUGCUUUGGCUGCAGCAUUAGCCCACAUCUCUGGUGCAUCAAGCUUUGAACCACGAUCUUUGAUCACUUCUGAUACGGGGUUUGUGACCAUGACUCUGGAGAGCCCUGAAGAGAUACAAGGUGUCAACUGUGCUUGGAAGGAACUUAAUAGAAAGCUGAGUAGUAAUGCCGUGGCUCAAGUUUCCAGAAUGUGCCUUCUAAAAGGAAAUAUGGGUGUUUGCUUUGAUGUUCCUACAACUGAGUCAGAAAGAUUACAGGCAGAGUGGCAUAAUUCAGACUGGACACUCUCAGUACCAGCCAAAUUACCUGAAAUUGAAGAAUAUUAUGAUGGAAAUACAUCUUCUAAUUCGAGACAGAGGAGUGGCUGGUCAGGAGGUCGGUCAGGCCGGUCAGGCCGGGCAGGUGGUCGAUCUGGCCGGUCAGGACGACAGAGUCGACAGGGAAGUCGGUCAGGGAAUCGACAAGAUGGUAGAAGACGAAGUGGGAACCGAAAUCGAUCAAGAAGCGGGGGACACACACGGAAUUUUGACUGAGUGUUUGAUAAUCUAUCCAUGUGAGCUUAUCUAUUUUCUGCCUAAUCAUGUAUAUUAUCCAUGAAAAAUUAGAUCAUCACAGUUGAAGUAUGUGUCUGCUAUUUACAAAGAAGUUGGUCGUAUUUUUUUAAAAAGUAUUUCACAAGAAUGGUUGUAAACAAAUCUACUUAUCCAGUUAUACCUUUGAAUAAAAAACUCCUUUUAUUGUC